This is a messenger RNA of Elephantulus edwardii (Cape elephant shrew), 1338 nucleotides long. RefSeq names its product nuclear receptor subfamily 1, group I, member 2 (gene NR1I2). The record is from RefSeq and is a predicted model, not a curated record. Gene Ontology annotation, biological process: cell differentiation; positive regulation of transcription by RNA polymerase II; negative regulation of transcription by RNA polymerase II. Bases 163 to 1338 code for a protein of 391 amino acids. Gene Ontology annotation, molecular function: zinc ion binding; nuclear receptor activity; RNA polymerase II cis-regulatory region sequence-specific DNA binding. Lineage: Eukaryota; Metazoa; Chordata; Mammalia; Macroscelidea; Macroscelididae. The transcript is spliced from 9 exons.
GAGGUGAGCCCUGAAGAAAGCAGGAGCGGUGCUGAGAGUGGGCGCAGUGAGCCAGCGGACUCAGUGCCUGGAAGCCUCACCAUCACUGUAGAUGAAGAAAACGAGGGGCCCCAAACCUGCCGUGUCUGUGGGGACAAGGCUACAGGAUAUCACUUCAACGUCAUGACGUGUGAGGGAUGCAAGGGCUUCUUCAGGAGGGCCAUGAAACGCAAUGUGCGGCUGCGGUGCUGCUUCCGGAAGGGCACCUGUGAGAUCACACGCAAGACGCGGAGGCAAUGCCAGGCCUGCCGCCUGCGCAAGUGCCUGGAGAGCGGCAUGAAGAAGGAGAUGAUCAUGUCUGAUGCGGCCGUGGAGCAGAGACGGGCCUUGAUCAAGAGGAAGAAGAGAGAAAGAGUUCAGACUCAGCCGCCAUCGGCUGCAAAGAGUCUGACCGAAGAACAGCAGAGGAUGAUUGAUGAGCUGAUGGAAGCACAGAUGAAAACUUUCGAUACCACCUUUACCCAUUUCAAGAAUUACCGGCUGCCGGAGGUGUUUAGCGAUGGCAGUGAGGUUUCAGAGUCUCUGAAGGCACUAACAGGAGAAGCGGCGGCCAAAUGGCACCACAUCAGGAAAGAUAUCUGCCCAGUGGCAGUCUCUCUGCACUUCCGGGGGAAGGAUGGCAGCAUCUGGAACUACAAGCCCUCAAUUGACAACGGAACGGAGGUCUUUUCCCUGAUGCCCCACUUUGCUGACAUGUCAACCUACAUGUUCAGAGGCAUCAUCAACUUUGCCAAAGUCCUUCCCUACUUCAGGGACUUGCCCAUUGAGGAUCAGAUCUCCCUGCUGAAGGGGGCCACCUUUGAGCUGUGCCAGCUGAGAUUCAACACAGUGUUUAACGCAGAGACCGGGACCUGGGAGUGUGGCCAGUUGUCCUACUGCCUGGAGAACACGUCAGGUGACUUUCAGAAGCUUCUCCUGGAGCCUGUGCUGAAAUUCCACUACAUGCUGAAGAAACUGCAGCUGCACAAGGAGGAGUACGUGCUGAUGCAGGCCAUCUCCCUCUUCUCCCCAGACCGCCCAGGGGUGGUACAGCGCAGAGUGGUGGACCAGCUGCAGGAACGCUUUGCCAUCACCUUGAAGGCCUACAUUGAGUGCAAGCGGCCCCAGCCCGCCCAUAGGUUCCUGUUCCUGAAGAUCAUGGCCAUGCUCACCGAGCUGCGGAGCAUCAACGCCCAGCACACGCAGCGGCUGCUGCGUAUUGAGGACAUCCACCCCUUUGCCACGCCCCUCAUAAUGAACGUGCCUCUGCCUUGUUUGUACCAUCCAAUUGGGAGUGAAAAUGCCCCUGAAUUGAAGUAA